AUGAUGAACAAAGGCGGUGGUUCCGGUGCCGGUAUGGCCGGAUCCGGUGGAGGAAGCGGACCAACGGCCGCCGCAGCCGCUGCUGCUUUACAGAAGCAAAAGACGUUAUUACAGAGAGUAGACACUGAUAUUACAUCUGUCGUCGAUAACUUCACACAAAUCGUCAAUGUCGUGAGAGUGAGUGAUCCUCCGGCUCCGGUGAAGAACUCACAGGAAGCUUACAUGAUGGAGAUGCAAGCAUCAAGAAUGGUUCAAGCAGCUAAUUCUCUUUUGAAACUUGUAUCGGAGCUGAAGCAAACCGCGAUUUUCUCUGGAUUUGCAUCGCUUAACGAUCACGUGGAACAAAGAAUUGCAGAGUUUGAUCAAGAAGCCGAGAAGACAAAUCGAUUGUUGGCUAGAAUAGCCGAUGAUGCAUCGGCUAGUCUUAAAGAGCUCGAGUCUCACUAUUACUCUUCUGCUCAGAGAUUGACUCUAGACAUUUAA
This is a messenger RNA of Arabis nemorensis, 483 nucleotides long. The record is from the annotation of a GenBank genome assembly. Lineage: Eukaryota; Viridiplantae; Streptophyta; Magnoliopsida; Brassicales; Brassicaceae.